Arthroderma uncinatum is the source of this 792-nucleotide messenger RNA. RefSeq names its product oxidoreductase. Gene Ontology annotation, cellular component: nucleus; cytoplasm. Gene Ontology annotation, biological process: secondary metabolite biosynthetic process. The transcript has a single exon. Lineage: Eukaryota; Fungi; Ascomycota; Eurotiomycetes; Onygenales; Arthrodermataceae. The coding region runs from base 1 to 792 and encodes 263 amino acids. The record is from RefSeq and is a predicted model, not a curated record.
AUGGAUGCUAGAGUCCAGGAAUACCAUAAUAAUACACUUCACCUCCCGCGGAUUCUCUGCUUACACGGUGGCGGGACUAACGCACGCAUUUUCAAGAUGCAGUGUCGUGUGGUCUCCCAUAUGCUAGAGCCAUACUUCCGACUUGUUUAUGUUGAAGCGCCAUUCAAUUCAAUGCCGGGGCCGGAUGUCCUCUCGGUGUACGCAGCCUACGGCCCGUUCAAGCGAUGGUUCCCAGAGGACAAUGAAGUCAAGGAUAGAGUGGCAAUCGAAGCUAUCGAUAAAUCUAUAAAGUCCACCAUGAUAGAAGAUGAUAGGCUGGGUGCGACAGGUAUAUGGGUGGGAUUGCUGGGUUUCAGUCAAGGGGCGAAGCUGGCCGCAAGCUUGCUUUUCCGACAGCAAGUCCGAGUCGAGAAACUGGGGCUAGCGCAGGCUGGCUCUGAAUGGAAGUUUGCCGUAUUGAUGGCCGGACGAGCGCCUAUAGUGUCCCUUGACCCGGACGUUUUCAGCUCCUCUAUGUUGGGCAACCUGUCACAAAUCAGUUUGUCAGGACCUCCAGAAUUAAGAGAUAUUAUGAAAAAAGAACAGGUCCUCAAGCUACCCACCAUACAUGUCCAUGGGCUGGCAGACCCGGGCCUUCACCUACACCGUGAGCUUCUCGAGAACUACUGUAGCGUCGACAGCGCCCGGGUUUUGGAGUGGGAUGGCGCGCAUCGGGUGCCGCUAAAAAGCACUGAUGUGAGUCCUCUCGUUGAGGAGAUUCUGGAUCUAGCAAAGAAUGUUAGGGCGAUAUGA